UACAUACGGCGUCAGUAAACAGCCACGACUUCCCUCUUGCUUCCACACACACCACGUACACUGAACUGAACGGUGCACGGAUCCACAGUCGUUGUAAACACAUAAUCCAUGGCGUCCCACCCUGCAGAGCGCCUCGGCGCCCUCAAGGCCUUCGACGACACCAAGGCCGGCGUCAAAGGCCUCGUCGACGCAGGCGUCACCGCCGUCCCCUCCAUCUUCCACCACCCGCCCGAACCCCUUCCCCUGGACGAGUCUCCACCUGAUCGCCAUGGGCAGCAGCAGCACUUCACCAUCCCGGUCAUCGACCUCGCGGCCGGCGACCGAGCCGGGCUGGUGGCCCAGGUGAAGGCGGCCGCGGAAACCGUGGGCUUCUUCCAGGUGGUGAACCACGGCGUGCCGGAGGCGGCCAUGUCGGACAUGCUCGCGUGCGUGCGCCGCUUCCACGAGUCACCCGCGGAGGCCAAGGCGCCGUACUACAGCAGAGACCCCGGGCGGCGCGUGCGGUACCAGAGCAACUUCGACCUCUUCCAGUCGCCGGCGGCCAGCUGGCGCGACACCCUCUUCAUGGAGACGGCGCCGGCGCCGGAGGAGGCCCCACCAGAGUGCAGGGCCGUCGCGCUCGAGUACAUGAGACUGGUGCGGGAGCUCGGGCGCGCUCUCCUCGAGCUGCUGUCGGAGGGGCUGGGCCUGGACCCGAGGUUCCUCGAACAGGAGUGCCUGGACGGGCACGGGCUUACCGUGGCGGGGCACUACUACCCGGCGUGCCCGGAGCCGCGGCUCACCAUGGGCACCACCCGCCACUCCGACCCCAGCUUCAUCACCGUGCUCCUCCAGGAUGCCGUCGGCGGCCUCCAGGUCCUCGUCGACCGCCUUGACGAAGACGGCAACAAGCAGCCUGCGGCGUGGGUGGAUGUGCCGGCAGUGCCUGGGGCGCUAGUGGUGAACGUCGGCGACUACCUGCAGCUGGUGUCUAACGACAGGUUUAAGAGCGUGGAGCACCGCGUGGUGGCCAGCGGCGUGGGGCCCAGGGUCUCCGUCGCCUGCUUCUUGCGGACAGACACGUCAACAAAGGUGCUCACGCCGAUGGUCACCGGCGACCAUGGCGAGGCGCGGUACAAGAGCACCACGGUGGCGGAGCUCGUGAAGCACUACAGGGCCAAGGGUCUCGACGGCACAUCUUCACUCCAACACCUCAGGGUCUGAAUGAAUCUGAAUGUGCGCUAGUAUCGUUUACCUCGUGUGUUCAUAUCCUAGCUUCUGAAGGAUGCAAUCCGGCCGGUGGAAUUGUCAUGCAAACACCAGAAAAUGAUCAAUCAUGUUGCCUAGUUCAAUAA
Messenger RNA from Lolium perenne, 1334 nucleotides. Its product is annotated as 1-aminocyclopropane-1-carboxylate oxidase homolog 1. The record is from RefSeq and is a predicted model, not a curated record. Lineage: Eukaryota; Viridiplantae; Streptophyta; Magnoliopsida; Poales; Poaceae.